Molecule: messenger RNA, 2349 nt
Organism: Amblyraja radiata (thorny skate)
Lineage: Eukaryota; Metazoa; Chordata; Chondrichthyes; Rajiformes; Rajidae
Product: nuclear receptor coactivator 7-like
Exons: 7
Coding region: 140-895 (251 amino acids)
Biological process (GO): regulation of transcription by RNA polymerase II; response to oxidative stress
Cellular component (GO): nucleus
Source: RefSeq, a predicted model, not a curated record
UUCAAUGAUUCAACUGGAUAAACUAAGUUGUAGCUCGAUGUAAAAUUCACUGCAGAAGUCAAGCUUGGUGUUACUGUGCGAAAACUUUCGUGGCUUGAUUCUGUGUUCAUACAAAUUACAACUUCGCUGAAACUUUAAAAUGGGCCUUGGUUACAGUGUUAGAGAGGUAGAUCACCUCUAUGCAUUCUUUGUUCACUGGUCACCUGAAGUAUAUGGGAAAGAUGCGAAAGAUCAGGGUUUUAUGGUGGUGAAAAAGGAUGAACUGGAAGUGAUUGACAAUUUCUUCAGUGACCCAGUUUCUAAAAGUUGGGAGAUCAUUACUAUUGAAGAAGCAAAACGACGCCAGAGCAUUGAAAGUUGUUAUGAAGGUAUAGAAGAUCUUCAGCCUGUACUUACAGACCCUAGUGAGCUAUUGGAGAGUUUCCACAUUGAAAAGCUUAUGCUGCAUCUUCCUGCUAGGACACAGGGGUAUGCUUGGCGCCUUAUGUACAGCACAGCUGUCCACGGAACAAGCCUAAGAACACUUUAUCGCAGCUUGACUGUUAUUGAUGCUCCUGUUCUCCUUGUUGUCAAAGAUAUGGAUAAUCAGAUAUUUGGAGCUUUGGCAUCACACCCUUUCAGAUUAAGUGACCAUUGUUUUGGUACAGGAGAAACCUUUCUAUAUACAUUCAAUCCACAGUUCAAGAUAUUUCGGUGGAGUGGAGAAAACUCGUAUUUCAUUAAAGGAGAUAAAGAAUCAUUAGAACUAGGUGGAGGCAGUGGCCAUUUUGGCUUGUGGUUAGAUGCAGAUUUAUAUCAUGGACGAAGCAAUCCAUGCAGUACGUUUAACAACGAAACACUAUCAAAAAAAGAAGACUUCAUUGUGCAAGAUCUUGAAGUGUGGACUUUUGUAUAAGUUUGCCUGGUUCACCUUGGUUUUGCUGUCCAGUCCACUGCUAGCUGCCUUAUCUUAUGUCCAGUGCUCACAAUGUACUGUAAAUGAGCAUGUUUCUGAAUGCUUAAGCUACACUUCUAAACACAAGCUACAAAGGAGAUUGCCGGGCACAGCUCUCCAGAGAGAUGAUUCCUUUCCAUUCUGUAGACUACAUCGAACCACCAUAUGCUAAGGGAAACCAGUUGAGUUAGUGAACUUUUUGCCGCACAAAUAUGUAUGGUUGAAAAUGGAGUGCAAAAGAAUCUUCAUGUUAUGACAACUCAUUCUAAAUGCUGUGUGCUUGCCAACAAAUGGCUGACAAUAAAUGUGAGUACAGCCAAAUCCACGUGCAAGGCAGUGCUUUCCAAAUGAAGGGGAUAGUUAAUAUUUAAGCAUUUAGUGACAACAAUGCAUGUUGAAGGCACAAUUUUUCAAUGGUCAUCUGAUUUUUAAAAAAAUCGUUUUUGUCACAUUACUUAAAGUCCAACUGGAAUAUUUAAUAUCCUCUAAGAAUGUAUGAUGGUGUUCCAGUAAGUGGAACAAUAUUAUUGAAGAAUAAUAGUCCUGGGAGAAAGAAUUGCAAUUAUGCCAGGAACAUUUAAAUGCUAUAGUACAAUACUUUAACUUUUAUUUUUGGUUACAUUGAAUGUUGCAUCCUUUCAUUUAGGAAUGGUUUUGUAUCAGUGCAGGCACUGAACGCAAUAUUUCAAAUUUGUUUACAGUUAGCAAAAUUAUUAUGUAUUAUUUUUAUUUGCAUAUGAAUGUUUGCAUUCAUUUGAACAUUCCAAUGUCUUGAGAGAACAAAGGGAACCUAAAUGCACAUUAAGAAUAUCAGAGCACUUUGAAAGUGUAGUUUUUGGCACCAAAUACAAUUUGUAUGUUUAAACUUCAUUUUUUAAAUAUUAACUGAUGUUCAUUUUGAGUACCAGUAUGCAAAAAUGUACUUUAAUUUUUGGAUUAUUAUGUUAAAUUAUUCAGCAUAUUAUAUAAGAACUUCGGGAAAAUGUAAAAACUUUAAAUAUGUUAGAUGUUUUUCCUCUCCUGGAGCAGAUAGUUGAAAUAUUGAUGGAAACUGCAUAAUUUUUUUUUUUGAGGUGCAACUUCUACUUUUGAUUGCUAAAUUCAAGAACCAGAAUUAAAGAACAUACAAAGUAACAUAUUUCCAUAAUGUUUUUUUCAUACUUGCUUUUUGUGGUACAGUUUAAAAAAUAUCUGACGAGAACUAAACAUUUCCAUUUUUUAAGUUUAGCAUUUGAUAUGUUAAAUAAUAGCUUAAAUAAUAUUGUGUUUAAUAAACAAUACCUGUAUUGUCAGAACAAUCAAAAUUGUGUGUCAUUAAGAACAAAAGUCCUUCAGUAAAUUGAAUGAAUCUGUAUAAUUAAAGAGCAUUGUGGAAUAGAUGUUUCCAUUGGGAUAAAAUAAACUGAUAAUAUCUA